CACGCUGCUGUCUGCCGGUAGCACUCAGCUGUUGCUUUGUUUUGUUGUGUCAGAAAAGUUUUUAUUUAAGUUAUUUCACUGGUUUUGCAUGAAAUGUGUGCGAUUUAAGCCAAUUAAAACAUAAUGUCGACACCGCUGGAACAGCAGACAGAUGAACGCGAAGCCCUGCAGUCCAUUUAUGAGGGCGAUACCAACUUCAAAGAGAUUAACUUAACCACAUAUCAAUAUAAAUAUGGUGAAGAAGACAACUACAAGUCGUUUCUGGUGGAAUUGCAAUGGGGCGACAACUAUCCGGAUGAGGCGCCCACGAUUAACAUGAACACGUUCUACAAUCGUAAUCUCUUGCCUGCCGUUAAGGAGGAAAUACAGACAGCGUUGACCAACGAAGCGUCUCAAUGGUUGGGCUGUGGCAUGACUUACACGCUCUUCGAAUGCCUGAAAGACAACCUCGAACAACUAACGGCUGGGCAACCAGAAAGUGCUCCAGCUAUAGCUGCUGUGGAUGAUGGUGUUGCUGCGAUUAAAAUUUCUGAUACUGAUGCGGAUGCCAAGCGCAAGGAACCCAAGAAAGAACAGCUAACGAAAGCACAAAAGCGCCGUCAAUGGGAACGUACGGAUCACAAAGGAGAGCGAGCACGUGGCUGGGAUUGGGUCGAUAUCGUUAAGCAUUUAUCACAAACGGGCAGCAAAGAGGACGCUGCCUCCGCUCUCACGGACAGUUCAGCUGCUGCCGCACAAGUGCUGCACCCGUUGAACACUUAAGCCCACAAAAUCAAGUACAUAGUUAAUUUAAUGAUGCAGCAAAAUCAUAUGAAAUCAAAUCGAUCGUUUUGUUCUAAUGCGAUGUGUGUUCUUCGUUCCAUUAAAGCCGAUCAAUUUACA
This is a messenger RNA of Drosophila sulfurigaster albostrigata, 882 nucleotides long. Its product is annotated as RWD domain-containing protein 4. The record is from RefSeq and is a predicted model, not a curated record. The transcript is spliced from 3 exons. Lineage: Eukaryota; Metazoa; Arthropoda; Insecta; Diptera; Drosophilidae. Gene Ontology annotation, molecular function: protein binding. Bases 124 to 762 code for a protein of 212 amino acids.